Messenger RNA from Culex quinquefasciatus (southern house mosquito), 1306 nucleotides. It is a transcript of the gene nudC, whose product is annotated as nuclear migration protein nudC. The record is from RefSeq and is a predicted model, not a curated record. The transcript has 4 exons. Lineage: Eukaryota; Metazoa; Arthropoda; Insecta; Diptera; Culicidae. Gene Ontology annotation, cellular component: cytoplasm. Bases 131 to 1129 code for a protein of 332 amino acids. Gene Ontology annotation, biological process: protein folding.
AGAAUAUUCCAAACACCAAAACGACUCUCGCGCACACACGGUUGUGGUUCGCAUUUUGCAGCGGAGCUCAAGUUGUGAUUCAUAAACUUUGUGAUUUAAAUCGAACGUAAUUCUCACUAAAGACACCACAAUGUCCGCCGACGACGGAAAGUUUGACCCCGUGCUGUUUUCACUGGCCGAGCAGCACCCCGGCGGAGUUCCGGAGCUUCUGGCCACAAUCGCCGGCUUCCUAAACCGGAAAACGGACUUUUUCGUCGGCGGUGACGCCGGCGAGUGGGAAAAGCUGGUGCUGAAGAUAUUCCGCAAGGAGGCGGCCCUGGCCCAGGAGGUGGCCCGCAAGAAGCGCGAGGAACGGGAACAGGCGGAACGACGCCGGGCGGAGACGCGCCGCAAGAAGGAAGAGGAGGAACGACGCGAGCGGGAAAAGGCGGAGGACCAGUCGGCGGCGGCCAUCACCGAGCUGACGGAUGCCGAGGCGGAGAAGAUGCAACGCGAGCUGGAGGACGCCAAGAAGAGCAAAGAGGUCAAGGAACCUGCCCCAGCUGCUGCAGCAGCGGAGGAGGAAGAAACGGAAAAGGAUGACGACGAAGAACCCGAGGACAAGGGCAAACUGAAGCCGAACCGAGGCAACGGGUGCGACCUGGAAAAGUACAGCUGGACGCAAACGCUACAGGAGCUGGAACUGCGCGUGCCAUUCGAUGUCAAGUUCACGCUCAAAGCCAAGGACGUCGUCGUGAGCAUCCAGCGCAAGUCGCUGAAGGUCGGUCUCAAGGGACACCCGCCGGUGAUCGACGGAGCGCUGCACGGCGAGGUCAAAAUGGAAGAAUCGCUGUGGCACCUGGACAAGAACAGCGUCGUCGUCACGCUGGACAAGGUCAACCAGAUGAACUGGUGGGAGAAGCUGGUGCUGACGGAUCCGCCGAUCAACACGCGCAAGAUCAACCCCGAGUCGUCGAAGCUGUCGGAUUUGGACGGGCAGACGCGCGGCAUGGUCGAGAAGAUGAUGUUUGACCAGCGGCAGAAGGAGAUGGGUCUGCCGACGAGCGAUGAGCAGAAGAAGCAGGAUGUGCUGAAGAAGUUCAUGACGCAGCACCCGGAAAUGGACUUUUCAAACUGUAAAUUCAACUAAACCGGAACUCCCCCUAAUGUAUGCUGUAUUCUACCUGUACGUUUCCUUCUAAUCUAAUCCAACAAGGACUUCAAUUUACAACAUUAUGCUUUAAGUAGGUUUUAACUUAAGUGCGUUUGGUAUUGAUGUUGGCGGCGAUUGCAGCCAAAUGUAAUAAAAAGCCAUGCUACGGAAACU